Artibeus jamaicensis (Jamaican fruit-eating bat) is the source of this 2783-nucleotide messenger RNA. RefSeq names its product plasminogen (gene PLG). NCBI's taxonomy places the organism in Eukaryota, Metazoa, Chordata, Mammalia, Chiroptera, Phyllostomidae. Gene Ontology annotation, cellular component: extrinsic component of plasma membrane. The coding region runs from base 110 to 2542 and encodes 810 amino acids. The record is from RefSeq and is a predicted model, not a curated record. Gene Ontology annotation, molecular function: signaling receptor binding; serine-type endopeptidase activity. The transcript has 19 exons. Gene Ontology annotation, biological process: proteolysis.
UUAACUCCCCACAACUGCCCUGUUUGUGGACACGCUUCCUGUCCUGUGAGUCCGUCGCACCUCGGGGCUGGGACGCUCUCCUGUCCGGACUUGGGUGGCCCGUGCCGAAAUGGGGCACGAAGAAGUGGUGCUUCUCCUUCUAUUGUUUCUGAAUUCAGGUCACGGAGACUCCCUGGACAGCUAUGUGAACACGCAGGGGGCAGCACUGUCCACUGGCAACAAGAAGAACCUGGGAGCCAGCAGCAUAGCUGAGUGCGCAGCAAAGUGUGAGGAAGAAACAGAAUUCAUUUGCAGGGCGUUCCAGUAUCACAGUAAAGAGCAACAAUGUGACCUCAUGGACCAAACCAGAAAAACCGCCCAAGUCUCCAGGAUGAGAGACGUUGUUUUAUUUGAGAAGAGAAUGUUCCUUUCAGAGUGCAAGACCGGAAACGGGAAGAACUACCGGGGCACGGUGUCCAAGACCAAAAACGGGGUGGCCUGCCAGAGAUGGAGCGACAGCUCCCCACACAAACCUAAUUUCUCACCCACUAGCCACCCUUCAGCGGGGCUGGACGAAAACUACUGCCGGAACCCAGACAACGACGAGAAGGGGCCCUGGUGUUACACCACCGACCCGGCGACCAGAUUCGACUACUGCAACAUUGCUGAGUGUGAAGUCGAGUGCAUGCAUUGCAGUGGAGAGAACUACGAGGGCAAAAUUUCCAAGACCACGUCUGGACUCGAGUGCCAGGCCUGGGGCUCCCAGAGCCCCCACGCUCACGGCUACUUGCCUUCCAAAUUCCCAAACAAGAACUUGGAGAAGAAUUACUGCCGAAACCCAGAUGGGGAGCCCCGCCCCUGGUGCUUCACCACGGACCCCAACAAGCGCUGGGAAUUCUGUGACAUUCCACGCUGCACAACGCCCCCGCCAUCCUCAGGCCCCACACGUCAGUGUCUGGAGGGAAAAGGUGAAAACUAUCGAGGGACGGUGGCUGUCACCACCUCCGGGCACACUUGUCAGCACUGGAGCCAGCAGACCCCACACAAGCACAACAGGACCCCUGAAAACUUCCCCUGCAAAAACCUGGAGGAGAACUACUGCCGCAACCCCGACGGAGAGACGGCCCCGUGGUGCUACACAACCAACAGCGAGGUGCGGUGGGAAUACUGCCGCGUCCCGUCCUGCAACUCCUCGCCGGGGUCCACUGAGCAGCUGGACAGCCCAGUGCCACCUGAACAAACUCCCGUUGUCCAGGAGUGCUACCACGGCAACGGGGAGAGCUAUCGAGGCACGUCAUCCACCACGGUCACGGGGAAGAAAUGUCAGCCUUGGUCGUCUAUGACGCCACACCGGCAUCUGAAAACCCCAGAAAGAUACCCAGAUGCUGGCCUGACAAUGAACUACUGCCGGAAUCCAGAUGCUGACAAAGGCCCCUGGUGUUUCACCACCGACCCGAAGGUCCGGUGGGAGUUCUGCAACCUGCAAAAAUGCUCGGGGACACAGCAGAGCGUCCCCAACACCCCAUCUGUAGACCAGGUUCCGAGUGUUGAGAGUCCUUCAGAACCAGACUGCAUGCUUGGGAACGGCAAAGGCUAUCGGGGCAAGAAGGCGACCACGGUUACGGGCACGCCGUGCCAGGCCUGGGAUGCGCAGGAGCCCCACACACACAACAUUUUCACCCCACAGAGCAACCCGAGGGCGGGCCUGGAAAAAAACUACUGCCGAAACCCUGAUGGUGACGACAACGGUCCCUGGUGCUACACAAUGAACCCAAGCAAGCUUUUCGACUACUGUGAUGUUCCUCGUUGUGAGUCCGCUUCAUUUGACUGUGGAAAGCCCAAGGUGGAGCCGAAGAAAUGUCCCGGAAGGGUCGUAGGUGGCUGUGUGUCCAACCGGCAUUCCUGGCCCUGGCAAGUCAGUCUUAGAACAAGGUUCGGACAGCACUUCUGCGGGGGCACCCUGAUCGCCCCGCAGUGGGUGCUCACUGCCGCCCACUGCCUGGAGAGGUCCCCCCGGGCUUCGUCUUACAAGGUCGUCCUGGGCGCACACGAAGAGAAUAUUCUUGGAGAUGAUGUGCAGGUGAUAGAAGUGGCCAGGCUGUUCCCAGAGCCCAGCCGGGCGGACAUUGCUUUGCUGAAGCUGAGCAGCCCUGCCGUCAUCACCCGUAACGUGAUCCCAGCUUGUCUGCCGUCCCCCAAUUACGUGGUCGCGGAUCGGACGGUGUGCUACAUCACCGGCUGGGGGGAGACGCAAGGCACCUACGGCGCCGGCCUCCUCAAGGAAGCCCAGUUGCCGGUGAUCGAGAACAAAGUGUGUAACCGCCAGGAACACCUGAACGGGAGGGUCCGGACCACCGAGCUCUGCGCGGGGCUCCUGGCCGGGGGCGUGGACAGCUGCCAGGGUGACAGCGGAGGGCCCCUGGUCUGCUUCGAGAAGGACAAGUACAUUUUACAAGGAGUCACUUCUUGGGGCCUUGGCUGCGCACGCCCCAAUAAGCCUGGCGUCUACGUUCGUGUCUCCAGGUUUGUCAGCUGGAUCGAAGGAGUAAUGAGAAGCAAUUAACUGCAUGGGAGACCGAGGGAGGCAUCCACGUGUCCGAGGCUGGAACGCGGGUGGGGAAUUUAGCGCGCUCAGAAAAAUGACAGAUACUGACCUGAGGCCUGCACUCAGCUGCCAUGGGCUGCCAGACCUCAACUCCUGUAGGAUUGUGGGUAAAUGUCUCCCGUGCACGGGGGCUCCAUGGUGGUCAGGCCACAAACACAGAGAUGACAUACAUUGAAAAUAAACUCUGUCUUUACUUCGA